GUGACUGACUCCAGAGCCAAUCAGAACACACCAUCUGUAAACAUGGCGUCAGACUUCAGGUGGAGAUGUGUAGUGCUCCUUCUCUGCACAUAUUUGUUUUGUAUUUUGGCGGCUGACAGUGACGGUAAGCCCAAGAAAAAGAAGGAUAUCCGAGACUACAAUGAUGCAGAUAUGGCACGGCUACUGGAACAAUGGGAGAAGGAUGAUGACAUUGAGGAAGGUGACCUCCCAGAGCACAAGAGGGCUCCUCCUCCCAUCGAUUUUUCCAAGGUGGACCCCUCCAAGCCAGAGGAGCUGCUCAAGAUGUCCAAGAAGGGCAGGACUCUGAUGGUUUUUGCUACAGUGUCAGGGGAUCCCACUGAGAAAGAGACAGAGGAGAUCACAGGCCUGUGGCAGGGCAGCCUCUUCAACGCCAACUUUGACAUUCAGAGGUUCGUGGUGGGCUCCAACAGGGUGAUCUUCAUGCUGCGGGACGGCAGUUUGGCCUGGGAGGUCAAAGACUUCCUCGUGGCCCAGGAACGCUGCGCAGACGUCACUGUGGAGGGACAGGUGUUCCCCGGGAAUGCUGCCAAGAAGAACGGUGCCAAAUACAAGCAGCAGAAUGCAGUCAACAGCAAGAAGAAGAGCAAGAAGAAGACGGAGAGCAAGAAGCCCGACUUGGAGGGGAACAGUGCCAGCCAUCUGAAACAGGAGCUGUGACGGAAUAAUGCAGAGGGAGAGGAGAGUCCACAGGGCCCUUUCCUUCUGGCCUUAGACAUGCUUAUUCUCACAACCAAUCUGUGAGCAAUAAACUUGUAAGAGGCUACAUGACCACGUGGAGAUGCAGUGGUCCAGUCAGUGGUAUGAGUGAACUAAUAAAUCCUGUUGGGUACAUUAACCUUGACUGCAGAGUUGGUACAUAAAUCAGAGAUUUAUUGUCUAACCCUAACCCUCUCCCUCAUUGGAACAGUGACAAGUACAUUCUUAAAAUCAUCAUUCUUUGUCAGAGUGGUAACAAGCUCUUUAAAAUCAGUUGUAAUGUCAGCGCUGUCUGGUUUCUUUAGUUAUUUUCUGUUCAAUUAUCACCAAAUGAAAACCAAUAAAUGCACGUUUUUUGCAGCACUCAGGGUAAGCAUUAUCAACCUUUUUAAUUUGUUUGCUUUGCCAAGAGCCGUGUCAGGUACAGGUGUUUUUUUCUGGGACAGACAUGGAGUCAUUCAUCAGGUCCUGGUCUGUGUUAGACUUUGUUCAAUCCAGCAGCACGUCAAGAUUUGAUAGAAAAGUAGCACCCACAUUUUCUCUUUGAUUUUUCACUGAAUAUGAAAAUAAAUUUUUUUUUUAUAUAAUUGUA
Molecule: messenger RNA, 1330 nt
Organism: Siniperca chuatsi (mandarin fish)
Lineage: Eukaryota; Metazoa; Chordata; Actinopteri; Centrarchiformes; Sinipercidae
Gene: mesd
Product: mesoderm development LRP chaperone
Exons: 3
Coding region: 43-699 (218 amino acids)
Biological process (GO): protein folding
Source: RefSeq, a predicted model, not a curated record